Molecule: messenger RNA, 351 nt
Organism: Vanderwaltozyma polyspora DSM 70294
Lineage: Eukaryota; Fungi; Ascomycota; Saccharomycetes; Saccharomycetales; Saccharomycetaceae
Gene: CNL1
Product: Cnl1p
Exons: 1
Coding region: 1-351 (116 amino acids)
Biological process (GO): endosome organization
Cellular component (GO): BLOC-1 complex
Source: RefSeq, a predicted model, not a curated record
AUGAGCUCUUCGAAGGGAGAUGAAGAGAUCAAUUCUAAUAAUGAGGAAAUGCUAGGAAUUGACAAACUUAGUGUGGAUUAUGAUUACUUGUUGUACAAGAUCAAUGAUUAUGUCAAUUCUAUCCAGAUACAGACAAAAGAGGUUUGUCAAAGGCAAAAUGAAUUGAUCUCACAGAAUGUUGUAGAAGAUAUAGUGGAUGUAAAUAUACAAAGUUUUAAAGAUAUACUAAGUAAAUGUGAAGAAUUAGAGAAUUAUUUCACUAUGCUGGAUCAAAUCGAAAUGAUAUCUGAUACUUUCCAUGGCAGAAUAGACGACGUUCUAAAGGAAUACAGAAAAUUAAAUGGUAAUUAA